This is a messenger RNA of Trematomus bernacchii (emerald rockcod), 1697 nucleotides long. It is a transcript of the gene habp2, whose product is annotated as hyaluronan binding protein 2. Gene Ontology annotation, biological process: proteolysis; blood coagulation. The transcript is spliced from 13 exons. Gene Ontology annotation, molecular function: calcium ion binding; serine-type endopeptidase activity. The record is from RefSeq and is a predicted model, not a curated record. NCBI's taxonomy places the organism in Eukaryota, Metazoa, Chordata, Actinopteri, Perciformes, Nototheniidae. Bases 22 to 1653 code for a protein of 543 amino acids.
UCUCGAUCCUCAGUCUUCUUCAUGGCUCUGAGAGUUAAACACAGCACCAUGCUGACUGCAGGGGCCCUGCUCAUAUGCCUGAGUGCACUGAGUGUUCACGGACAACAUGACAUAACGCUUGAUGACAUGUACGUGGACUAUGGAUAUGACUACACCCCCGACAUCAUCAACCCUUUUUUUGAUGAAGGCGACUGGUUGUAUGACCUAAUGGAGGAGUCCAAUAGUUGUGAUCCAAACCCUUGCAACAAUGCUGGCUCGUGCCAAAGUAAAUCCGAUACAGAGUUCACAUGCUACUGUCCUGAGCCUUACAUAGGGAAGAGGUGUCAAAAAGUGAGAAAUGUUUGUGAGAACGUCAGAUGUGGUCGUGGUGGUAACUGUGUCAUGAAUGUAAGGAAUCCCCCGUAUUAUGAGUGCAAGUGCAGACCUCCCUACUAUGGUACCAACUGCAGUUCAUUGCCAAGUUCUGCCUGUGAACCCAAUCCGUGCCAGAAUGGAGGAUCUUGCAUGAAAGGGAACCGCCGCUUACGCUGCUUCUGUCCCGAUGGAUAUACUGGGAAGUUCUGUGAAAUUGCUCCGACUGAUUGUUAUGAGGGAAAUGGAGAGACAUACAGGGGAGUCGUCAGCAUGGCAGAUGGGCAGGAGUGUCUGGACUGGCAUUCCUAUUUCAUUGUUUCAAACGGGGAAGAUCCUUUUACCAUGUACUCAGACUUUACUGGACUGGAACAUAACAACCACUGCAGGAACCCAGAUGGGGAUGACAAGCCUUGGUGUUUUACUAAACAGGGUAGUAAACUGCAGUGGGAGUACUGCAAUGUCAAGAAGUGCUCUGAUGGAGACACUGCUCCACCCACACCACUAACACCAGUUCCAGGCUCUGCCCAGUUCUCUCAGUGUGGGAAAUCCCCGCCUGUUCGCAAUAGCAGAAUUUUUGGGGGUAAAAAGGCCAUCCCGGGCGCCCACCCCUGGCAGGCGUCGGUGCAGAUCAAACACAAAGGCUCCACCGCUGAGUUCAGACACUCUUGUGGUGGGAUCCUCCUCUCUUCCUGCUGGGUGCUCACUGCUGCACACUGCAUUGAAUCUAAUUUGGAUUACCAAGUGGUGAUGGGAGGAGUGAACAUAGAAAAACAGGAGGACAUGGACCAGACCAUCCCAGUUAUACAAACCAUUGUUCAUGAGAACUACAGGGCCACUCCCCAAGCUCUAUACAACGACAUUGCUCUAAUGAAGCUCCAAGUUACGGACAGCCCUUACUGUGCAAAGGAAACCCGCUUUGUGAAGGCGGUGUGUUUACCGGACCAGGCCUUCCCGGCUGGAAAGGAGUGUGUGAUCUCUGGAUGGGGAGCCACUGAAACCCAGAGGAUAAGCAGCCAGCUGUUGAACGCUCGUGUUUUCGUGAUCUCAGAUGAGAAAUGCAAAAACCUUGAUGCCUACAGAAAUGUUUUGGACAGCAGCAUGUUCUGUGCAGGCACUCUGCAGGGCGGCAUCGACUCCUGUCAGGGCGACUCAGGCGGACCCUUGGUGUGUGAGAAAAAUGGCACACGGUACAUCAGCGGUGUGGUGAGCUGGGGUGUGGGCUGUGCCGAGAAAAACAAGCCUGGUGUCUACGCCAGCGUCCACGCAUUUACCGACUGGAUCAAAAACAAAAUGAAUUGAUGACUAUAAUAGUUAAAUAAAUACUGUGGUGUUUGCCGUUCGCU